AACAGCAAUCUCUUCCUUACUAUKAUGAGCAUUACAACAAGAUUUUUGCUUAUUUUGCUUCUUGGUCUUCRCAUCAAGAACGCUAGUGGAAAUCAAAUAUCUUUUAAGAAUGGUGACUUUGUUGUUAGCUGGAAUCGCAGCUCUGAUGAGAUCGAGUUCACAAUCAAGGCCAAAACAACUGGUUGGUUGGCAUUGGGAAUAUCUAAAGAGAACACACAAAUGCAAAAUAUCGAUUUAUUUGUUGGAAAAUACCAGAAUUCUGCCCCUAGCGUCGAGGACUACUUCUCAAUUUCUCAAAGAAUGCCGGAUUUGGACUCUCAACAAAAUGUUAUUCUGAUCAGCGGCAGUGAAGACAAUGGUUUUACAACAAUUAUCUGCAAGAGAAAACUAGCAACUGGCGAUGRGAAAGAUAUCAAAAUCGAGCCUGGAUCAAAGUACUAUUUAGCGUGGGCAUACGGUACAUCAGAMAGCUUACAAUAUCACUUCUCGACACGAGGUUAUAGUUCAGCCAUGAUAGAACUAGUACCACCACCACCACUGACUACUUCAUCAAUGACGUCAUCACUAUUACCUACGUCAUCAUCCAUGUCCCCAUCGCCAACGUUACCAACGCCAACACCGACGUCAUCCCUGGCGUCAUCUUCAAAAUUUACCUCGUCAGUGUCGAUGUCACAGCCAACGUCACCAACGCCAACAUCGACGUCAUCCCUGACUUCAUCGUCAAAGUUUAUCUCGUCAGUGUCGAUACCAUCAACAGCAGCUCCAUCGCCAAUCUUCUCUUCAUCAUCAUUGAUGUCAUCGCUAGUAUCAUCGACGUCAUCAUCAGGACUUCCAUCUUCACCAAACAUAGUGACGUCAUCUUUGGUAUCAACUUCAUCUGCAAUGACGUCAUCAGUCCAAUCAAAGUCUUCAAUAUCAUCAUCUACGUCAAUACCAGUGUUGGCAACAACUUCUUCUGUAAUGACGUCACCACCUACGACGUCAACUCCAGUUUUUGUUGACAAACUUGUCUUCAAUAAUGGUGGCUACAACGUGUCAUGGAAGUACGAUUCACAAAAUAAAGAAGUCAUUUUUACUCUCACAGUAAAAGCAACUGGUUGGAUUGGAGUUGGGAUUUCGGACGUGAACUCGGGCAUGCAUCAAAUGGAUGUCGUGGUGGCCUGGGUCGACUCAAAUGGACAAAAUCAUAUCAAGGACUUCUAUGCCAAUGCGACGGGAAGACCGAGUAGAGACGGGGAUCAAGAUGCAAGUCUUUUGAAUGGAAUGCAGAAAUCAGGUAUAACAACCAUUGAAUACAAGAAAAGCAUUAAAACAGGAGACAGCAACGAUAUUGAACUCGUGCCAGGAAAGUCCUACUACAUUGCAUGGGCGUAUCACCUCACAAGUGAUGACUUCGUAAUACACACGAAGCGUGGCUACAGUAAACAAAAGGUUGUCAUUGUACCAAGUGAACGACCGACAACCAAACCGACAACCGCCAAACCGCCCAUUCCAAAAACUGGCGCAUCUAAAGAAUCGUGUACAAUAUCUGUCGUAGUGUUUGCCUUUGCUAUAGCAAUGAUGGUACAAUGAAUAUUAAGCGCGUCCAUAAUGUUCAAGUUGCGACUGAAUGGUUUAUUAAGGCCCGUUUACACCUGCGAUUUUUGCAGAGCGAAAAUCUUCUGAGCAGGACUGUGUAAGAUUUGAGUUGCGCGAUAGCAAAGUGGCGAUUAUCGCGCUGCAAAAAUCGCAARUGUAAACGGGCCAUUAAAGAGACUAAAAAUCAUCGAAAAUGCGUAGAAGAGACCRAGGCAUAUGAAGUAAUUUUAUUCACCUUGAGAACAUCUGCAGAGAUAUUGUGUUUGUAUUUCGUGCAGGMCUUUUUCAAGAUUUUGCUAUAAACUUUAAGGAUAGUAUUCUCCUUGUAAAAAGACAAAUUCGAAAGUUAAAUUGAAAUAAUCCUUAGUGCAUGCAAACUUAGCGAGCGUGACUGCUGCCAAGUAGAGACAGAUGCUCUAAAACAAACCAAACCGUUAAAACUAUUGCCACUUAUCAGUGAAUGUGAUGUACUUKCAAUGAUUUUUGACAUUUGUUGACUUUUGGUAAAUUAGAAAUAUGACAUUUCAGUUGGACAAAAUAAUUGAAUGUAAAGAAUCAAAACUUUAAUCUUUGAUAGCUCAAUUCAGGUGGUUAUAGUGUACACAAGUUCUAACAUCACUAGAGUGAACACAUUUAAUCCGUGAAAUUGUACAAAAUAAAUUAAAGAUAGCACGAAAUUGCACUAAAUCUGACAAUGAAGCAGAACUGCUUUUGAAUCACCAUCGUUCUUUAGAGCAUGUUAGAGUGAUCGCAUAUCACUCUAGUGAUAUUUAGUUGUAUUUAGUAAAUCUUGCAUGUAGUACGCAAAUUAAAUUGAAUUGAUACAAAUGAAGCAUUCAACACCGUCUUGCUUCAGGUCGACUUUUAGUGCAAAUUAGUACAACUUAGAUUUUGUACAGUUGCGCAAUCUCUUGUACGAUCAGUCGAUCGGAACAUCAUUUAUUGCACAAAAUAGUACAAAGAGGUUACUCUACAAAUGUUUGAAACAAAACUUUAUGCUGACUUAUGGUAUAGUUUUCCAUGACAACUCGUCCAGCACAUCCUCCUUAAAUUACAACUGAUUGUAAGUCGGGUGGGGUUGAUAUCUAAGUAAUAAAAUAUCUGUAUUACUAAC
Exaiptasia diaphana is the source of this 2692-nucleotide messenger RNA. Its product is annotated as topoisomerase I damage affected protein 7. The transcript is spliced from 6 exons. Lineage: Eukaryota; Metazoa; Cnidaria; Anthozoa; Actiniaria; Aiptasiidae. Gene Ontology annotation, cellular component: secretory granule membrane. Gene Ontology annotation, molecular function: dopamine beta-monooxygenase activity. The record is from RefSeq and is a predicted model, not a curated record. Gene Ontology annotation, biological process: norepinephrine biosynthetic process; octopamine biosynthetic process; dopamine catabolic process. Bases 25 to 1572 code for a protein of 515 amino acids.